Lodderomyces elongisporus is the source of this 798-nucleotide messenger RNA. RefSeq names its product Elongator subunit. Lineage: Eukaryota; Fungi; Ascomycota; Pichiomycetes; Serinales; Debaryomycetaceae. Gene Ontology annotation, cellular component: elongator holoenzyme complex. The transcript has a single exon. The record is from RefSeq and is a predicted model, not a curated record. Gene Ontology annotation, biological process: tRNA wobble uridine modification. The coding region runs from base 1 to 798 and encodes 265 amino acids.
AUGUCAUCAGAACCCAGUCAAGAGCUUACUUUCUACAAAGAUCACACGCUCACUCCCGAUACCAGCCUCGAUGACCCUUACCUCACCACAAUCACCCAUAUUCUGAGCACUUCGCCCAAUUGGCUCAUCAAUUCACUAAUUGAAUGUAAUCUUACUGGAACAUCAUCAACUGUUAAUAAAGAGUUGAAACAACCAUAUACAAAAAGUGUUGUUGUGCUAAGCUUCUUGCACACAAAAGAAUUCUAUGUAAAAAACUGCAAAAAGAGUGGAUUGGACUUGGCCAGAAAUGAUAAAUUUAUAUUCCUUGAUUGUUUUACUGAUUUGUUUUCAGAGCGAAAAAUCAAGAACCCACUUGAUGCUUUGCAGGAUGUGCAAAAAUUACUAGACAUUGAUGUUGUACCACAUAAUGAUACAGUGGUAUUUGUAGAGGCUCCUGAAGUGUUACUUUACUCAACAAACUUGCAAGCUAAUGAUCUUUUGUUCCAAAUAAUGAAAUUGAACAAAAAAGUUUCUCAUCUAUAUCUUAUUUCAUCUAAGGAUUCUCCACAAUUGGUCGAUUACGAGGUCAACGACAUUGCUAACCCAACCUAUAAAAUCACAGAUUUCUUGACAAAAUUGCUAUUCAGAGCAAACUUGAACCUUACUUUGGAACCAUUGGCAACCGGUAGAGCUGAAGAUCUUACAGGAACACUCGUUGUAAGCAAAGGCGCUAGACCCCAUGCAUCAACUGUUGUUAGUGAAAGAGAGUACGUGUACCAUAUAACCAAAGAAGCUGCAGUCAAAGUCUAUUAUCGUUGA